GCCUUUGUGUUACUUGUGAUUUGUGAGAGCCUGAGAGGCAGGGGAAUGAGAAAAGUUUGUGGCCUAAUUCCUCUUUCAUUUCACUUUUCAUACGAAAAACAACAAACAAAACUUAACAACAACAACAACAACAACAACAACAACAACAACAAAAAGAAAGAGAGCUAAUAAAGAAAACUAGGGAGGAGAAGAAAGGAGGAAAAAUCAUUAAUUUCUUCAAUUUAUCUUCCUUCCAAACCUCCUUUUCUUCUCCAAAUUUCACCAAAAAUACUCUCUUUCUUUGAUGCAAGUAUAAACAUUUGGAGUGUUCUUGAAGUUGGAAAAUUUUGAACUUUCUUACACCCAAAAUUUUCUAUUUUUUUCCCCACUUUUCAAAUCAAAGGAGACAAAAAGAAAGAAUAAAAAAACCAUAAGGGUUCUAAUUUUUGUUUUUCCCCCUAAAUUAAUUUAGGGGAAAAAUCACAAAAUCACAAAAAAGCUGAAAUUUUAAAAUGAUAAGAUUGUGGAUAAGUUCUCUGCAAUUAGUGGAGCUUUUUGUGAGCUCUUGGGUUCAUUUGUUAUAUGGGUUUUACAUAUUUAGCACAGCCAUUGCAUAUGAUAUGUCACAAGCUUUAUGUGAUUUCUUUAAACCCAAUAUGAAUAUUGAGGUUAAAGAAGUUGCUAAUCCUCAAGAUGCUUCUUCUAUUGAUGAUUUACCACCCAUUGUUUUGGUUCAUGGCAUUUUUGGAUUUGGUCAAGGGAGAUUAGGAGGAUUGUCCUAUUUUGCUGGUGCAGAGAAGAAGGAUGAGAGAGUUUUGGUGCCUGAUUUGGGUUCUCUCACCAGCAUAUAUGAUAGGGCACGAGAAUUGUUCUAUUAUUUGAAAGGAGGUCAGGUAGAUUAUGGUGAAGAACACAGCAGAGCAUGUGGCCAUUCCCAAUUUGGAAGAAUUUAUGAACAAGGGCAUUACCCUGAAUGGGAUGAGGAUCAUCCUAUUCAUUUUGUUGGGCAUUCAGCAGGUGCACAGGUUGUUCGGGUUUUGCAGCAGAUGCUUGCUGAUAAGGCAUUUAAGGGUCAUGAAACUUCUCCAAAUUGGGUGUUGAGUAUCACCUCAUUAUCUGGAGCUUUCAAUGGGACCACAAGAACCUAUUUUGAUGGAAUGCAGCCAGAAGAUGGGAUGACCAUGAAACCCAUAUGUUUGCUUCAGCUUUGUCGAUUGGGAGUUAUCAUAUAUGAUUGGUUCGACAUUCCUUGGCUGAAGUCCUAUUAUAACUUUGGAUUUGAUCACUUUAACAUGUCAUGGAGGAAGAUAGGUGUGUGGGGUUUAGUGGACUGUCUCUUAGGUAAUGCUGGUCCAUUUGCUUCAGAAGAUUGGAUCCUUCCUGAUCUAACUAUUCAGGGUUCAAUGCGACUUAACUCCCAUUUACAGACAUUCCCAGAUACAUAUUAUUUCAGUUAUGCUACCAAGCGAACUCGACAGUUGUUGGGCUACACAGUUCCUUCUGGCAUUCUUGGGAUCCAUCCUUUGCUGUUUAUCAGAGUAUUGCAGAUGUGCAUGUGGAGCCACCCUCCUGAUGUUCCUCCUCCUUACAAAGGCUACAGGGACGAAGACUGGUGGGACAAUGAUGGAGCAUUAAACACAAUAUCCAUGAUGUAUCCUCGAUUUCCUGUCGAACAUCCUCAUCGUCUUGUCACAAAUGAUUCCGAUUGCCGGCCCUUACAACCUGGUAUCUGGUAUUACAAAAUUGUAGAAGGAGAUCACAUUCUGUUCAUUGUGAAUAGGGAGAGAGCUGGAGUUCAAUUUGAUUUGAUAUAUGACAGCAUCUUUGAACGGUGUAGGAAACAUGUUUUUAGGAAGAAACCUCAGACGCUGCCAAAUCAAACGCAACACACUGUUGCAAGUUAAUAUUACUCAGGCAGGAGAGUUAAGGGUAGUAAAUUUUUUUCUUUAUUUUGUUCUUUUUCCCUAUAUUUCCCUUCUUUCUUUGAUCAACUUAUCUUGGUCUGAUGUAAAUGUAAUAUACUGUAAGAAAAUUCUUUUUUCAGUCAAUUAUUUAUGAUAGGGUUACAUGAGAUA
Beta vulgaris subsp. vulgaris (sugar beet) is the source of this 2054-nucleotide messenger RNA. RefSeq lists its product as hypothetical. The coding region runs from base 492 to 1883 and encodes 463 amino acids. The transcript has 8 exons. NCBI's taxonomy places the organism in Eukaryota, Viridiplantae, Streptophyta, Magnoliopsida, Caryophyllales, Amaranthaceae. The record is from RefSeq and is a predicted model, not a curated record.